GAAAGAUUGACUCGGGAGGCUUUCCACGUUCUGGUUACACAAUGCCUUUGGAACGUAUGAACAUCUAGUACCACCAACCGUGCCAACUGCGAACAGUAGAGAUGGUUGGGAAAUAGAGUGGUGUAGCCGUAGCAAAACCAUGCGAUACCGACACAACUCAUAGCGUCUGCAGCUGUGAGAUGGGGCAGAACCAGAGCACGAGCGACCAAGCCGAUGACCGCCAACAUGCCUCCAAUCGGGACGCGCGUAAUGCAAGCCCGAGAGUUUCACAAGGCACGAGGAAGGUUGCACCACCGUUUCCUACCGCUACGGGCACCGCCGCACCUUCUGCACCCUCGACGACACCCACGCCCGUACACGCCAAGGUAGCCUCACAUGCACGAGGGCGCAGUCUCACGGCCGCACCCAAACUACGUGCGGAAGAGUCGACGUCGAGUCAGAAGUCUCAGGCGGAGCAAUCGCCUAGGAUGGGUAAUUCCUCGUCAAAGCCGCAGCCCCAGCCGUUGCCCGUCCUUGAUCGCGAGAAGAGUGCGCCACUGUCUGGAGCAACGUCGGUGGAUGGGGUGGCAGGCGGAGAAGUCGUGGGUGACAGGGACCUUUUGGAAGCGCCAGGAUCGGAGGACAAUGCUCUGUAUGCGCCAGCAACAUACUCGCGGCCACCGCGAUUGCCUCUUCCCAUUUCGGAAGAAGUCUACUCGCCAGGCUCACCUAUUAUCACACCGCAGGAUAUUAGCUCACCUCUCGAUCACAGUGAGGUUGACGGAGUAUUGCCUCGUAGAGGGAGCGUGCUCAGCUCGACCACCGCCGACGACGAGGACUUUGGCGACGGGCCUGAAGUGUUCGCGGCAGAUCCGCAGUCGGUGGGACCUGUCGUUCCUACACUGAUACAAUGGCAUGGCCAGGCAGAUAAGGUGUAUGUCACUGGCACGUUCGUUAAUUGGGAACGCAAGUAUAGGCUGCAUCCGGACCCAGAGCGAGGUGGUUUCUCCGCGAUCUUGCCACUGCAUCCAGGAACCCACCACAUCAAGUUCCUGAUUGGAGGCGAUAUGGUUACCUCUGAUAACCUGCCUACAACGGUCGACUACACGAACAUUCUUGUGAACUACAUCGAAGUUGUGGCACCUUUACCUCCCGUGGCAGAGCAACCACCCACGCCAGCCGAGCCGGUACCGAUUCCAGGGGCCGCUGUCACUGCCGGGCAAGCAGAUGCACCAACCAACGAAGCUGUCUCGCAGCCGCUCGAUAUUCGGACCGCACCGCACGCAACCGAGACAGCCACAGUCAGAUCGUCAACGCUGCAGGAAACCAUCAGCCCCGGCGCGCCGCAGCCUACAGGGUCUGUACAGUCGUCCCAACCCUUGCCAACGCCAACGACAGCGCCUCAAGCAGAUGACCCUGAGCCACCUGCAGCGCCGAAGCAACGACUACCGCGACCCCGAUAUACGUCUGAGAUCCCGGCGUUCCUUCUAGACCUUGACGCACCGAAUCCAGAAGACGAACGGGUACAGCGGGCGAAGAGAGUAGAAGGUUGCCUACCUCAGCCGCCAAGCCUUCCCAUGUUCUUGGGCAAAAGCAUCCUCAACAGCGCAAUGCCGCACAAAGACGAUGCGAGCGUUCUCGUCAUUCCCAACCACACCGUGCUGAACCACCUUGCUACUAGCAGUAUCAAGAACGGUGUGUUGGCGACAAGCGGGACGACGCGGUACAAACGGAAGUUCCUCACAACAAUCAUGUACAAACCGACGUCGGAUGAUGGCUAAAGGCCCGAAACCGCUGUAUAUUGUUCGCCUACAUAGACCGCGGUGGAUUGUGCGUUUUAGCGAACCCUAGACCUAGCAAAUAUGGUGCAUGUUACCAACAGAUAGCAGAGUGCAAGCGUUCGUAUCGAACUGUGGCCGCUAGACAGCCGCGCAUUGAGACACGCGCCCGUAGUCGAAUGUCUCCAUACCGAGAUCGUAGUGCGGCGGCGCGUUGCUGCGGGAGGACUGGAUAUUCAGUGUCCAGCUACUCAAUAUGCCAUCGAUAGCAUUGACAAGCGCGGCUGCGACUGCACGCUUAGCAGUUGGUCAAGCCGGGUGCCAGAUGGUUGUUGCGGACCCGACUCGUGUUUCGAUGAGGCAAUGUACGUCCACCACGGCGAAGUAGUGUCCUCAAACAUUGGCUGUAGCCAUCAGCGGAA
Molecule: messenger RNA, 2179 nt
Organism: Baudoinia panamericana UAMH 10762
Lineage: Eukaryota; Fungi; Ascomycota; Dothideomycetes; Mycosphaerellales; Teratosphaeriaceae
Product: carbohydrate-binding module family 48 protein
Exons: 2
Coding region: 180-1760 (526 amino acids)
Biological process (GO): signal transduction
Cellular component (GO): nucleus; cytoplasm; nucleotide-activated protein kinase complex
Molecular function (GO): protein kinase binding
Source: RefSeq, a predicted model, not a curated record